Molecule: messenger RNA, 7997 nt
Organism: Lagopus muta (rock ptarmigan)
Lineage: Eukaryota; Metazoa; Chordata; Aves; Galliformes; Phasianidae
Gene: USP46
Product: ubiquitin specific peptidase 46
Exons: 10
Coding region: 545-1690 (381 amino acids)
Biological process (GO): protein deubiquitination
Cellular component (GO): cytosol; nucleus
Molecular function (GO): cysteine-type deubiquitinase activity; cysteine-type endopeptidase activity
Source: RefSeq, a predicted model, not a curated record
UCACUGCCCGGCCAGCUCGGGUCAGAGCGUGCCGCGCCACGCCGCGAUGGAGCUGCGGCUGCCGGGCGAGGAGGAGCAGGAGGAGGAGGAGGAGGAGGAGAAGGAGGAGGAAGGCAGGGAUUAGUGCGGAGCCGGCUGGCGCAGAGGCGCAGCUGAGCGCUCCGGCGGGAGCCCAGGACCCUGCGGCCCGUGCGGGAGGCAGGGGCGGGAGGAGCUGAGAUGCGGCUGCUCCAGCCACGCCGCUAAAACUGCCGGUCACUCGCUCGCGGGAGGAGGAGGAAGGAGGGCGGUGAGCUCCUUCCUCCCCGCUGCGCCGCGGGGCGCGGGCAGGCCUUCCUCCAGCUCAUCCCAGCCCCGAGCCGGAGCCGCCGCCGCCCCCUCUGCCUUCCUGCCCUCUUCCCACCAUGAGCGGGGCCGUUUUCACCUCGUAAAGAUGGCGGUGUGGGAUCGCUGCAACCUUUAGACUAAUGACUGUCAGAAACAUCGCCUCCAUCUGUAAUAUGGUUCUUCAAGAGCAGCUCCACACAGUUGCCAACUUCCCUCCAUGUGGUGUCCCAGCAUGCCUUGUGCUGGCAAUGCCACACAUACCAUUCAGCUGCCCUGGAGAACAGAGCCUGCCUCCGGGGGCACCAAUGCCUCUGCUCUGGAAAAAGACAUUGGCCCAGAGCAGUUUCCCAUCAAUGAGCACUACUUUGGAUUGGUCAAUUUUGGGAACACCUGCUACUGUAACUCCGUGCUGCAGGCACUGUACUUUUGCCGUCCAUUUCGGGAAAAUGUUUUAUCAUACAAGGCCCAACAGAAAAAGAAGGAAAAUCUCUUGACUUGCCUGGCAGAUCUUUUUCACAGUAUUGCUACUCAGAAGAAGAAAGUUGGAGUUAUUCCACCAAAGAAGUUCAUAUCAAGGUUGCGAAAAGAGAAUGAUCUAUUUGACAACUACAUGCAGCAGGAUGCACAUGAGUUUUUGAAUUACUUGCUGAAUACAAUCGCCGACAUUUUACAGGAGGAGAAGAAACAGGAAAAGCAAAAUGGGAAAUUGAAAAAUGGCAACAUGAACGAAGCUGAAGAGAACAAUAAGCAAGAACUCACCUGGGUGCAUGAGAUUUUUCAGGGAACACUGACUAACGAAACUAGAUGUUUGAACUGUGAAACCGUUAGUAGUAAAGAUGAAGAUUUUCUUGACCUUUCUGUUGAUGUGGAGCAGAACACAUCAAUUACACACUGUCUAAGAGACUUCAGUAACACAGAGACAUUAUGUAGUGAGCAGAAAUACUACUGUGAAACCUGCUGCAGUAAACAAGAGGCACAGAAAAGGAUGCGAGUAAAAAAGUUGCCAAUGAUUCUUGCCUUACAUCUCAAGAGAUUCAAGUACAUGGAGCAAUUGCACAGGUAUACUAAGCUGUCUUAUCGUGUUGUAUUUCCCCUGGAAUUACGUCUCUUCAACACGUCUGGCGAUGCUGUCAACUUAGACCGGAUGUAUGACUUAGUAGCUGUUGUCGUUCACUGUGGAAGUGGACCGAAUCGUGGGCAUUAUAUUACUAUUGUGAAAAGUCAUGGAUUUUGGCUCUUGUUUGAUGAUGACAUUGUAGAGAAAAUAGAUGCUCAAGCUAUUGAAGAAUUUUAUGGACUGACCUCUGAUAUAUCAAAAAAUUCGGAGUCUGGUUAUAUUUUAUUCUACCAGUCAAGAGAGUGACUUGGGAAACUGUGACAGCUGCACACAACAACUCUGCAGGCAAAGAAGGUGAUGGCCCACUGAAUUGACUUCUACAAAAACCUCAUCUUGUAUGGCUGAAAAAUGAUAUAUUCUGCCUCUCAUUAAAUGGCCUAUGUGGUAUUGACCGUUACUGUUCAUUUUUGACAUCCAGAACUUUCUUUCAGGAGGGGAGGGCAGUUUGUUGUUUUUAAGUCUGAUUGAGAAGUUAAUUGCAGUCAGAUUCUAGUAGAGUUUAUAUGGAAUAACACCGAAAGAAUUGAAUGUCAACUGUUCAACCAAAUCUGGCUAGAGCAGUAUUUUAUGUGGAACAGCUCACUGUAUUUAGGCCAAAGUUGUUUUAAGCUUUCUAAAUGAUUUUGGAGUGUAUUGACUUUCUUAACCAAUUUAAAUGUAAGGGGGAAAAAAUCUGCUUCACAAUGACUGGAAUUGUCAUAGAGUAUUUUUCUUGUUUUUAUUUUUUUUUACAUGUUACUCUCAACUGCAAAGAAAGCUAAUCUUCCAAAAUCAUUUAAGCUUUGGGGGUUGUUAAAAACUUUCAGUGUAUAAUGUUAGGCCUAAAAUUCACAUAGAAGGAUGUAAAUUACAGUGGAACUAAGCAAUAUUAUAUGCCAAGACAAUGUGAUAGUACAGAUGAGGUGAGAUUUCAGAACUUACAGAGCACUGGGAUAAAAUCAGCAAGAUGACACAUGUAGCACAGAGAUAAAUUACUUUUAUAGAGAUUGAGCUUAUUGUUCUGCUAAAACAGUAUAACACGUUCUUGACUUCAUUGAUUUUGCAGAGAUAACAACACUGCUCAUGUGCAAUGUAUCCAUGAGGACUGAAAUUCCACAGUCCAGCUCCAGGUGUGCUGUUGGUACACUAUAUACAUAAAACAGGCUCCAUCCUACAAUUUUUUUUGAAUAUUUGACAGCAUUUUGAACAGACUUAGUUCUGCUGUUUCUGAUUUUACUGGGCGAAUUGGGCUGGUAACAGUAAUACACUGGCUGAUAAAACUAUCAAACACACAUACUGGAAUACAGCAAAGAAGGAAUGUAAAGGAAUGUGUCAGCAGGGUAUGAGAAGGGAUGGAAAGCGGAAUGAGGAAGAGGUAGCCCUGGGUAUCUCUCUUGCUUGGUUUGACACAGUUGUACAGUGCUUAAACCUUAGCACCCAAAUACCUGUUCAAAUUAGAUCAACAGCAAAGAACCUCCUGUUGUCUUCAGGGCGACAGAGAGCUGGUUCCAGCAUUUUCUAAGACUCUUUGUCAUCUCAUGAGAUGUAUUUCUACUUGUUACAUUUUAUUGACUCUCGUUCAGUAUUUAUUAGACAAUGUUGCUUUUGCUACUUUUCCUUUAGAAGCCUGCUUGUCAUUUUGUGGCAGACAUGUUUCAGAAAACUGCCUCUGAAGCAAGGCUUAAUCUUCUAUUCUAGUUUUCCACAGGAAAGAGAAAAAUACUUUUCACUGCAAUCUACUGUGAAUGUGAAACACUUGUUGUUGUUGCUGUUGAAUAACAGGGAAAAUGAAAUACUGGUUUCUACACCAACAUUGAUUGAACAUAAAUAUCUACGGCCAUUUUGUAAACCAAUGAAAUGUAGCACUUUACACUGAAGGACAAACAGAAGUGACCUUUUCAUAAGACUUUUUUUUGGUGGCUUAUCAUGUCCUUAUACCAGUACAAAAAAAAAAAAAAAAAAAAAAAAAAAAAAAAAAAAGUAACCUUAGGGUCCUUGGGUACAUGAAUAGAAUAGCAGAGCUCUGCAGAGAUCACUCCUGUGGAUGAAGGUUGUUAUGCAGGCUAUAGAUAAGCAUAAUUGCGAUGCCGUUCUUGUUCUUGUAUCAAUGAUGAAAUGAAAUGUUCUAUCUGUAACACAAAAGACAGACAUCCUACAGGAGACUUGAGCUCUCACUGAAGCCCAGGACGCCUUUUCCAGUGAAAAGCUAAACCUGUAAGUCUUUUUUUUUUUUUUUUAAUGGAUUUAUUUAUGUGCAUUCCAAAUUUCCAUACUAAAAAUAUAAUAAUUAAUUGCCUUUCAAAACAGGAGUGUUUCUUGCUUGUGAAUGAAGGCAGUUUCCAGAUCAGCAUUCAUCAAUGUUGGUCCAAGGGUCUGUACUUCACAGUUUACUGCAGAACAUUCAUAGGGCAUUCUUCAGUUUCCAAACAAGGAAGAAAAAAAUCCUUAAUGCAGCUCAUGUUUGUACAUUGUGCGUAGAAGUAACAUUAAAAUUGGUUCAAUUGUAGGAUAUAUUUAAAAAAAAAAAAAAAUUGAAUUAACUUAUAUCUGACAAAGUAUUUUUAACUAUUGGUUGGACUGGAUGAUCUCAGAGGUCUUUUCCAACCUUGGCAAUUCUAUGAUUCUGUGAAAAUGAAGUAAUAUUUAAAUGAUAAAUUAUAGGAUGCUCUUUGCUUUUCUCCAGCUGCAAAACAGCUCUGGGUUGUAAAACAUACAGAUAAUUGCUAUGUGUUAUUGAGAACAAAAUUCAUAGAAGAAGCUUUUUACCAAGUAUGGAACCCAUGCUCAAAAAUGAAGUUCCCAAACCUUCUACUAUAACUAACAAGAAAUGCACAAGACAUAUGACAAACCAUUGGAAAUGUUCAUCUCAUAAAAGAUCAUGGAACUGAUGAGACACCAGUCCCCCAUCACUGUUCUGACAUGAACUCUAAAAUAUCAUGGAAUGCUCACUUUAGGCUAGUAACAGCUAAAAUAAGGGGUAUUUUCUUUUGAUCCCAAAAAGUUGCAGUUAUAAUUCUAUAAAUGAUAUCCAAUCUACAGCAUCCUGAAUGUCUCAACUUCAGUCUGGCAAAAGCUGUCCAUCAAAGCUGUGUGAACACUUUUGCUUCUGGUGGGAGAAGUUCUGAUCUAUGCCAAAUUAAAAACGUUUGCAUGAGUUUUGCAGGAUUAGGAUCUUUGCAGGAACAAUAGUAUGAUCUACUGUGUUCCAUUUGAUUAAAUGAAAUUCAAUCCGUUCUCUCACGCUUACACACAGAUGUCCAGUUCCUUAUGGAAGAACGGUAAAAUAUCUAGGACAAUCACAGCUUUUCAGCCAGCAGACAGAAAAUAAAAAGAUAGUACCUAUCUAACAGUGCCCUGUGCUUCCCUAAAAUUGCUGCUUUCCUAGUAUUUGGUUUUGAGUGCAUUAGGUCUAGUGGCAUCUGAACUUCUCUACCUCUUUCACAUGCUGCUGCUGAGAAGUAUUGCCCAUUUAUUAAACUUUAAAAACUUCUUAUCAUGUUCUUACUUAGAAGAAAAGAAGAGUUCCAUCCUAUGCCUUUUUUUUUCCCCACCAAACCCAAGGAAGCACUGCAGUGCGGAUUAAUCACUUAUCUUAGAGGAUGAGCUCAGACCUCAACUUUUCCACAGAACAAGCUGUCAGGGUUUAUGUAAUUUCUAUUUCUGGGACACAGCAGAGGAAGGCAGAAGGAGUGAUGGAGAAACAUAUCAGUGAAGCAGAACACCUUGUUGCAGUCCUGAAAUGACUCCUGCCAAUUCUAUAUUAAUAAUCUACAGUAACCACAGAGAAACAGAUAGCAUCUUAAAGAUCUUAUUCCUUCAGCAGCUGGGGUGAAGAAAAUAAGGCAGUAGGCAUUUCCUUCAUGUUAGACUGAGUAAAGAUAUUAAAGAUCAAAGCUGCAACUGAAAUCUGUGUUACACAGUGGUUCCUAAAGUGCUGAUCCUUCAUCUCCAGACGUGACAUGUCAUUCACCCACCUGUUAUAGCAUCAUACCUCUCAGCAGCAGACCCUUCUUGUUUAGUCUCUUUGUUUUUUUUUUUUGCUGCUUGUGGCUGGUGAGCUGGAGAAGUAUCUUGCAGCUGAAUGUGUACUAGAAAUACUGAGAAGUUCUAGUUUUAGCUCCAUUCCAUGUUAGUACUUUUUAUCAAAUCCUGUUUUAAUUUAUUUCUUUUUUUGUUACUCCGUUAAUGUAUCUGUAUAAUAAUUUAAGCAGUUAAUAUUAUUAGUUCUCUAUUUUAAUUUUUAUGUACUUUGAGUUUUUACAUGUAAACAACCCAAGCACUUUAAGCAUCAGCGUCAAUAUUGUGAAAUUCCAAUUGGCUUAUCACUUUGCUGUUGGCUUUUUGUUUUGUAUUCUUUUGCUUUGGAACCCUUUGCUUAUGUUCCAUCAUAUCAAUCCAAUUUCCAUCUCUAUGUUUGGAGUUCUAGAUGGGUGGAAAUUUUGGAAGCCCAGAUUUGUUCAUUACAUAUUUGUUCAUAAGUAACAAGAAUGCAGUAUUUACUACCUUCCUGUCCUCUGACCUUGUAUAGCAAUACACACCUGAUGAAUGCAAUAACACCGCAUGUUUCACUGUCUUGUUUGCACUCUUAUCUGCUAGCAUGUCUGGAAAUGACUGCAAUCCUUUCAUCUGCUACAGCUAUCAAUUAUCAUAAUUUUGAGAAGCUCCACUUCUUCCAGUAAAAAAUCUUUUUUACUAGACAGAUAGUUAAACCAGUAUUCAACUGAUAACGCACAUAUUGCUCUUUGCCAUUUUAUCUGCUCUCUGUGCAAUCUCUAACAUGAGCAAUCUGAAGAGCUGCAUUCAUUUAUGGCCUUUGUGUGUGCACAAGCAAGAAGAGAAAUCUUUUCAAAUAUUUCCCCUCCCCACUUGGUUUCGUAUGAAGGGAAGAUGAGAAGCAGAGUUUGCGCUGGUGUUAGAAAAAAAUAGCACUCCAUCUAUCAGAGACACUGGACGUUCCUUAUGGAGCAGUGCUGGUGGUAACCAUAUCAAAAAGUUACUUCAUGAUUUUGGGGGCAAGGGUAAUUGUUAGGUUUUUAGACAUAGCAUUCUGUUUGAUCAAUAGAAAGCCCCGGAAUUUUCUGUUUCUGCAGUGCUUUUUCUCAGUUUAACAUGGCACUGAAUAUUUAAAUGUCCCUUGGCAAGCCUCAAUAGACAUGCUUUGAAUUUCUUUCCAUCUAACAUGCAUUACUUCAAAGAGAUUACUUGAACCCAGCCACAAGAACAAUUUAGAUUAGCACAGCCCUUUUGCUUACAAGGUCAAAUAACACCUACCAGGAGGUAUGUGCCCACCUGAUGGGACCAGCUGGGCUAAACCAGCACCUUUUUACACACUAAUGAUCCUUUACCCCCUAGGAGGUUUGUUUGCUGGCUUUGCCUGAAGGAUUUAAUAUAAGACUGCACAUAAUUCCCUUUAUUUCAAGGUCUCAGAGUUGCUAUAAUUCCUUAAUAAAUCUACUUCAUUGGGUUAUCUGGGCUGGGAGUACUGCACAGUAUAUAAUAAAUUAGCUUUUCUGUGCCAUUCACAGUGGUGAUUUUGGCAGCCUAAUGCAUACGAUGAAGCCUGUUACAGGUGGCAACUUCACUAUAUGUAAGAUUAUUGAAUACUAAGAAAUUUUUCUGUCAGAGUAGUAGGGCUCUAGUUCUGGACUGGCAUCUAGCACCUUAACCCCCAUCUUACCCAGAUAAAGUUGAUGCUUCACAUUCUAGAUAAGCCUACCCCAUCACCCAGAGGUUCCAAAAAGGCAGAAGCAAACCCUUUGGGAAGGUGCCUUGCAGUUCAAAAGAUACCUUGCCUGCCACAGUAGAUAAUUCAGAAAUUCACUCUCUCCUAUCCUCCAAAUCCUUAGUACAUAUACAUUCCUUAAAGAGGCUAUGCUCAAACAUCAGCUUUCUAUUUGCCACUGCAUUCAUAUUCUAGCAUCCCAUGAUGGAUUCUGUUCAAAUAAGAUGUUAUUUUCUCAUCUUCUCACAGCUCUCAUUCUAACUGUAAAAGCAACUCUAGGGCAGCUGUAUUACACAUUCAAGUGCUUUUCCUAGACAUGAUUUUCCAGCUUCAGUGGUUUCAUUAAAGAGCACUAACAGGAGCUCUGUCACUUACCCAUGUCUCUUUGGGAGUAAAAUCAUCAUCACUGCAUGAAUAUGGAUGUAGGAAGGGAAGAAGAAAGAACAGAGGCAGAAAUACAGAAAGAGUUGGUUUGUCUGAGGCUUUGGAUGUGCAUAUCUGUAAAUAUAUAGUCCCUAUUUAACUGGUCCUAAAGGUGCAAUGGUAGUAAAACUACUUACAAAUAUUGUGCUAGUUUUUUAAACAGAGUAAGAGGUAGUAAAACUAUUAGGCAUACAACUGGGGACACAAAAAUACUGAAUUUCUUGUAAAGCAGACAAUACACAGUGUGUGUGUAUCAGAGUAUCUACUCUUUUUAAUCAUGUACAUGUAAUUAAACCAUGCACUACCUGCAGAACUGUAAGAUAAAUCUCAUGUUGGAUAUUAAGGUUGUAACAUAACAAAUCAGUAUUUUCUCCUGUUAACAUGUUUAUAUUUUACAUAAAAUAAACUCCCUAGCUGAUGUUGCUUCCA